UUGUUGAAACUCCUCCCCCCAACAGCUGCCGCUGUUGUUGUCGCGUGUGACCUCCUCCAUCCUGCUCCACCACCACGACCACCAGCCUCCCUCCUGCAUCACACAUCGCGAGGCCACACAUCGUACCACACCAUCAAGAUGAUGUCCCGUGUGGCAUCGUUGUCCCUACUGCUGUGUGGCCUCUGUUACUUCUGCUGCGAGGCGUUGCCCGAGACUCGCUGGAGGCCCAUGCUGGGUGCCCCGACCGCCAUCCAGACCACGGACCCGGGCCUCCACACGGCGGCCGCUGAGGCCACUCGCCUCUUCAACUCGGGCCUCAACAGCCGCACGGUCUACAGACUCGACAGGGUGACGAAGGCCACACGCCAGAUUGUGAGUGGUCUCAAGUACAUCUUUGAGGCGGACCUGAAGAGCACGGAAUGCUUGAAAAUGGAGGAGCGAGUGGCUGAGGACUGCAACUUUCACGACGAUGGCGUAGCCACUGUUUUCAAGUGCCGCUUUGAGGUGUGGACAAUCCCCUGGCGCAAGCAGACCAAGGUGCUCAGUCAAAGCUGCGAGCAAAACAACCCAAUCAAACCUUCUACCAUGCCAAACGCCUAAUUAGGAACACAUCAUCCAGCUGGCUAGGCAAAUAUAAACAUGCAUUUGGCCCGCCAGACAAUUAUUUGGGCACACGUACAAAAACCAGACAUGUUCAGCCUAGUCAGAUAAUUAUUCCGGCGCACAGCGAGGCACCUUUAUAAUUAGCCAGACACACAAACAUCGAGUCAUUUGGAUGAGUCAGAUGCACAGUUAGCUUUUCAAGCACGCAGCCAGUCUACUUGAUGGCUUUGAUGAGCACACUUCCACUCGACAUUCAUAAAAUCAGUAGACACCUAAGUCCUCUGGGUAAUGAUUCAUUUGCACAUCUACGCAGCUGGACAAUUAGGAAUACAUUACACGCGAGAAGACAAAUUAGCGACUUUGUAAGACUGUGUUUGCUAUUGAUGUGCGACCAGGAGUUAAAGAUUAAUUUACAAACAUUUGCUUUUAAAAUAUGACCAAUAUACACAGAUGAUAUAAAGUGUUACUCUAUAUCCGAACAUAUUAAAUAAUAGAUUUUUAACACUUACUUUCAUUUAGCAUGUAUACUGUUGUUUUUUUCAUUGCUUAUAUUAAUAUCAUCUCUUCAUGAUAGUUAUUUGAUAUUGUAGCCACUGUUAUUAACGAGAACCCUGUAUUUUCACAUCUCUUGCACAAUGAUUAAAAACGUCAACAACUUGCGUCGGUUUUUCGCGGUUGCGUUGCACAACUCGCCGUUGUUGUCUGCGGUUGUACUCACGAGCACAUCAGCAUGAUGCCUCGCGUUCCGCUCCACUGCCGAGCGGAAACGUUGGUACAUCCUAACGAACAGCACGUGGUACAACCCUAAACACACACACACCGGUGAGCUAUGCUACUCUUUACACAACCUGGAAUGGAAAAAAGAAAUACAGACGCAAAUUGUACUAAAUGCAACUUUCAUAUGUAAAUUGUGGCAAAGGAAUUCAAACGUCCAUGUGGAGUAAUUGAAAAAGAGGUGAGAGGGGGAGUUUGGGGAGUUUUAGCUUGAGUGAGGAAUGGUGGCAUAGACUGCAAGGGGCACAAGGGCAAAAUGUAUACAACUUUAUUGUUGGAAGUACAGAUGCAAACACUUCGUUCGGAGAGGCAGACCGUCUUGAGCCUUGGUCUGAACAGGAUGUCUCAAGCAGUGAGGAUGGCCAGAGUAAGAGAUAACCGAUGGUUGAAGUAGCAAAGGUGUGACCUCCCACUGCGCAAAUGUUGACAGACUGGAGCAGAGGGGAACGUGAAUACGUUGGGAGUUACACCGGACAGGCGAUCAUGAUGGGACAUACGUUUGAAUUUCAGUGCGACUGACGCAUUUGACAUAGACGAUAUUUAACGUGGGGUUUUUACACAUAGUUUACGAUUUGAAUGUUUGCAUGUUAUGUACUGUCGCUCACCUUUUUUGUUUCGAAUUAGAAGCCGCAUAAUCUCAAUGUGUGCUCCACAAUUGCUUCUCUCUCUAAAACAAUAGCAUUAGCAUUAUUAAUCGCAAGAAAUAAGUAAUCAAAUAUAAUCGUAUUUUGCAUAUUAACAUUUAGUUGGAAAUAAAAUGAAGUUUAUCUCACAAGG
Lethenteron reissneri (Far Eastern brook lamprey) is the source of this 2154-nucleotide messenger RNA. RefSeq names its product cystatin-like. The record is from RefSeq and is a predicted model, not a curated record. Gene Ontology annotation, cellular component: vesicle; cytoplasm. Gene Ontology annotation, molecular function: cysteine-type endopeptidase inhibitor activity. NCBI's taxonomy places the organism in Eukaryota, Metazoa, Chordata, Hyperoartia, Petromyzontiformes, Petromyzontidae.